Molecule: messenger RNA, 424 nt
Organism: Dermatophagoides pteronyssinus (European house dust mite)
Lineage: Eukaryota; Metazoa; Arthropoda; Arachnida; Sarcoptiformes; Pyroglyphidae
Product: cytochrome c oxidase assembly factor 6 homolog
Biological process (GO): respiratory chain complex IV assembly; mitochondrial ATP synthesis coupled electron transport
Cellular component (GO): mitochondrion
Source: RefSeq, a predicted model, not a curated record
AACAUGUGAUAAUUCCGUAUUUAGCUGAUUGGUUUACGAAAAAUCUUUUCGCAAAACCUUGAAAAAACAAAACAUCGAAUCAAUUUACACAAUAGUUUCCAGUAGCGACAACAACAGCAAGAUCAUGUCAUUUCCACGAAAAGAACAGCGUUUAAAGUGUUAUUCAGCUCGUGAUCAAUUCUGGUCAUGUUUAGAUCAACAUUAUGAUGGCCAUCAAAAAAAUGCUAGUGAUGAAAUACCGACUGAAUGUCAAAAAUUGAAGACAUUGUUCGAAACCGAAUGUCCCCAACAAUGGACUCAACAUUUCAAUCGUAAAUAUCAAUAUCUUAAAUUCAAACAAAAAAUUGAAACCGGUUAUGAACCAAUCGAUGAUGAUGAUCAUAAAUGAAUAAUGUCAAUUGAGUGAUUUUAUUGAUUAAAAUGU